AGUCAGUUUGCCGGAGCCAGUACCGCGUGCUGGUUGUAUUUACUCGACAUAUUGUGUCUCAUACAAUUUAUAUACUUUGUACACUGGAUUUCGAUAAUUAAUAAUUUAUUUAAAUUACUCAGCCUAAUUAAUAAAUAAAUCCGCCAAAUUAACGCAAAUAAAAAUUAAAUCGUGUUCUUUUUUUUUUCGCGGGAACCCGCCAUUGUGUUUCCGAAAAAAAAGUUUAUUUAGUGCAGUGACAAGUGUUUUGUGAAUAUAAACAAUGUGAUAGUGUGUGAUUAGUAUUUAUUUACCCAUAUUAAAUUUUGUGCAUUGGAUUAAUUAUUUAUUUUUUUUUUAUUUUAUUCAAAAAGCCACGCGCCCACUGGCGUCUGAAGACUCAACGCCUUGUACGGCUUUAAAGAAAUAUGUGAAUAAGCGUUAAAUUAACGAAUGAAGCUAGAAAAUUAUCUUGAAUUUUUGACGGUGAAUUUUCCUGCAGCACUGAGUGCUCAGACCAGAUUAAUGUCAAGUGUAUCAGCAGUAUUCUCAAGUAUUUUUAAAUGAUAGAACCAUGGAUUAAUGUAUCGAUUAGACGAGAAAUUGAUUUAUUUUCACGACAGAGUUCUUGUUGAGUUAAAUAUUUUUGACGACUGAUCCAAGUAAAAGACGCAGAAUAACCAUGAGGCUGCUGUCAAUCCUGCUGUGCCUUGGUCUCGUGCUGAGACUGAGCAUCAGCCAAGAAGUCUGGGAUUGCGGACCCCCGUGCAAAUGUAAAUGGGUGUCGGGUAAAAAAACAGCGGACUGUACGCGACAGAACUACACCCACGUACCAAAUUACUUGUCCUCGGAGAUCCAGAACCUGGACCUGACCUCCAACAGGAUAAACCACCUGCAAGAAGGCGCAUUUAGCCGCGUGGGUCUCGUCAAUCUCCACAAAUUAGUGAUGCGUAAUUGCGGAAUCCGGACGAUAAACACCGGCGCCUUCAACGGGUUGAAAAUAGUCAUCGAGCUCGACCUCACCGGCAAUCACAUAACGAACUUGAUGCCCGGCACAUUCUUGGAGACCCAGAAGCUGCGCGUGCUUUUGUUAAACCACAAUUCCUUGCAAUCUCUCGACAACGGACUGUUCCACGACCUCGAGCAUCUGCAGCGAGUCGAGAUAUCCCACAACCAUCUUGAACGUAUCUCAGACCGUACAUUUGAGAAUCUCCCGGGAUUUGUUACCCUCACACUGAACGACAAUAAUUUAACCAGCGUGAAGCUCGCGACCUUUGAAAAUUUACCCAGAUUGGGUAGCCUCGAAUUGCGUAACAACCAAUGGAACUGCAACUGCCACUUGAAAAAGUUUCGUAACUGGACAAUAGAACGGAAAUUGUACACUAAGGGAACAACUUGCGUCCAGCCAGAAUCCCUGGCAGGUAAAAUGUGGGACGAAGUUGAUUCCGAUGAAUUUGCCUGCCGUCCAAAAAUAAUUUCAAUCGGCGCUUAUCCGCAAAUAGAAAUAGGCGACACCGUUACUAUGUGGUGCCAUGCAUCGGGAAUACCUCGACCUCAACUGUCCUGGGCUCAUAGGUCACGUGUUUUAAAUAAUUCAACAAAACGGCACACCAGUGAUCGCGGUUACUAUUUAUCUGAACGUCACGAGUGGUUAAAUUUGACAAUCACCGACGUAAUACCCUACGACAAAGGGGAGUAUAUUUGUAUCGCAAAGAGUCCCGGUGGAAUUGUUGAAAAAAAUAUAACACUGGCAAUUAUCGGGGAUGCUGACAACACGAGAACAAGUUUGAUUAGUUUGCCAUUGGCACUGGGGCUCGGCGUGACACUGCUGAUAUUUUUAUUGUUCUUCUUGACGCUCUGUACGUGGUACUGGCGACGUAAGAAAAGACACGAGAAUGAGAAGAGUGCGGAUGUCACGUCUCUGGAGCAUCAUGGUCUGGGCGAACAAGAGAAAUCACUCAUUACGGCAAUUAAUCCGGUUGUUAAACCGCCCAGGAGAUAUGAAGCGCCCUCGGUCACGUCUCAUGGUACCGAGAUGACGGAACUUAAUCGCACGCUACUUGACAACGACUCCGUCUUCGCCGACGGCGUGGGAAGUGUAAUAGGCGUGAUGGGCGGCAUGGUUGACGAACGAGCUCGCGCUACUCCCGAGCUGAGUGUCGAGAGCUCAACUCUGCUCCGCGGAGCGAGUUACCGUCACUACCCUCCGGAUUUGCUGGCUUUUUCCGGGGGUCGGGGGGCGUCUCCAACCAGUCAAUCAUCAACCCUUCCCGAUACUCGUUCUUCAAACCACUACCAGCACCCCCACCUGCAUCAAUCGCACCCGCAGCAUCCUCAACAAUCGCCGUCCCACCAGCAGCAAUCACCUCGUGGAUUUUCGCCCUCAUCGGGUCAAUAUCCCGCAGCAUUUAAAACACUUCCGCACAAUUUAAAUCGUCAAAUGGCAGUUUAUAAUUCCCCAGUGCUACCAGUUAUGCCGCGACACGGUUACGUGACAAUUCCACGUCGUCCAAGAGCACCCAGCUGGAGCAGCGGACCUCCAAGUUCACCAGUUGAUCAUCUCGAGCCAGUUUAUGACAAUUUAGGCGCUCGUACAACUGCCGACGGUAGUUCGGUACUGUCUUUAAAUAAAAUAAACAAAAGUCCCGAGCCGAUAUCAUCAAUGAGAAUGCGACCAUUACCCAGUACGCCCACAUCAGCAUCCAAUAAUAAUAAUAAUAAUAACACUAGUAGUAGUAGUAAUAGAGAUAGUAAUAAUACGCCAAGUAAACCUCAAACACCAACACCAACAUCAUUAACUCCACUCAGUCCCUCGGCAUCAACACCAACAUCAAGUUUCCCAACAACUUCUGCUCAUUUUAACUCAAUACAACGGAGCACACCAAAUAUCUUCAAUAGCAGCAGCAUCAGUACCAACAGCAGCAACACCAGCGGGAACCCAUCCGACAGAUCAGCGCCCGAGGGUGCCGCCGAAUGGUUUACUAAACUUCCCGAUGAAAUAGAGAAACGUGUUCGCCGCGAAUCUACAUCCUCACCACUACCGGCCCCGUCGGCCCCAACGCCAACGCCAACGCAAACAACACCGUCGUCCUCAAACACAACAUCUGGUCAAAGUGCCACGAGUACAUUGGGAAGAAAAAUACCCCCGAGACCGCCACCAAAGCCCAAAAAAAAGUCUGCAAACGGACCUCUGUACGAGGACGAGGGCGAAGACGGUACGGAAGUUUGAUUUAUUUGGUCUCGGCGGAGAGUAAAAAGCAACUCGGUCUUCGUCGACGACCUAUAGUGCCUUUUUUUAAUGUUUAUUGUUAAGCAAAGAAUGUGUGCCAGAUUUUUUUUAAACUCACUACGUAUUUAAACUCACUGGGGUAUAAGUGGAUAAAUUGGUCUUCCAGCAAAUGUCACGCAGAUCAACUCGAGAAUAAUGAAAAAACAAAAAGACUAUUGACGAUUAAAUAAAAUAUAUUGUUUGUUAGUGUACAAUAAAUACGCGGAACAAGAA
Molecule: messenger RNA, 3481 nt
Organism: Microplitis demolitor
Lineage: Eukaryota; Metazoa; Arthropoda; Insecta; Hymenoptera; Braconidae
Gene: kek5
Exons: 7
Coding region: 662-3208 (848 amino acids)
Molecular function (GO): protein binding
Source: RefSeq, a predicted model, not a curated record